Patiria miniata (bat star) is the source of this 1437-nucleotide messenger RNA. RefSeq lists its product as uncharacterized. The transcript is spliced from 3 exons. The record is from RefSeq and is a predicted model, not a curated record. Gene Ontology annotation, biological process: protein acetylation. Gene Ontology annotation, cellular component: cytoplasm. Gene Ontology annotation, molecular function: acetyl-CoA binding; N-acetyltransferase activity. The coding region runs from base 423 to 1037 and encodes 204 amino acids. Lineage: Eukaryota; Metazoa; Echinodermata; Asteroidea; Valvatida; Asterinidae.
UUAUGCUAUAAAAUCAGGCUCUCUCGAGGAAGUUCAAAAUUAUAAAAAUACUAAUACUUACAAUAAUAAUGUAAGAAUACCAAGUGCGCCCUCAGUUGUUGUACGUCCAACAGUUUUGCAAGUGAUUUGCAUAUUUUCAUGAAACACUUUGAUGUGCAUAGUGUGACGUCUGUGUACCCCGCGCACAGGCAACUGGUAUCAAGUGGGUUUUUUUCUCCUGUGGGCUUCGAACAGAGAAGACAAAUAUAUCAUUGUCUCUGAAAAUUCUCUCGACUUUCAUUUGUAGGGAGCAUACCCCUGAGGUGUAUCACUGUGGGAGGGUGAUCCCAUAGCAACGUCCCAGCUUUCCAAGAACCAACCGUCUUCCAGCUCAAGCUGUCAUCUUGAAGAGAGUUGCAAUCAGGUUGGAGCUUAACGUCCAAAUGGCGCUUUCGUACUCAUGGAAACCUCUGCACUCCAUUCGUUACCUCAUCCCAAGUUGUGUUUCCAUCUUAAGAGCCGAGUAUCCGAAAUGCAAGGCAGACCUUCUACCGGAACUUGUCAAGCAUGAACUGAACCCUGCGCCUUGCUCGUACGGACUGGUCGAGCACCCAAACGACAAACGCGAUAAAGAAACUCUGGUGGGUCAUGUCCGAUUCCUUCCAGUCACAAACCGACAGGGGGCGGUUUACGCUGAGAGCUUAUGCAUUGAUGUUGAAAAGAGAAGGAAAGGCAUUGGUGAAUUGGGCAUGUUGAGAGUAGAGUAUCUGACGAGAGAGCAGGGAUACAAAGAACUGUUCUUAAGCACCUAUCCCCAUUGCAAAGAUGUCCUCAUCAAGCGAUCUUGGUCCAUCUUCAAGAAACCGCUACACACACUGGGAGCAAACCUGCUCCACACCAACACGUCGGUCAAUGGUGGUCCGAUAUUUGUCAGUUGGCCAGGCAACACACUGUACCCAGGAUGGGAGUGGGUGUACGAAGGGGGUGUCAUGGCAACGGAGGCAGAUUUAGCAGGUGAAUUCUCGGGCAUUGUUUUGGUCAAAUACCUUAAGAGAUAACACGUUUGCACAAACAUAGGCCCUGGAGGUUGGAGCGUUGAAUACUACACAGUUUGGUUCUCUUUGAUGUUCAUGCACCUUAAGGGGCACGCCGACAGCCAAACUCGAAAAUUACAUUUUGAGAAAAUUGAGUUUUAAGUUGGACACGUGCCUUUUUGGACACAUGACUGUGUCGGAGAUGGAAUAAUGCAUGACCAAGGAGAUCAUUUUUGUCUUAUUUCUUGCAAACUUUGAGCAAAAAUCCGUGUUUUUUUUUUUUUUUUUUUUUUUUUAAAUAUGAUGAAUUUCUUGCACUUACAUUGUGUUGCUAGAUAUUAAAUAUUUUAAUGGCAAAAUAGUGUAUUUCAAAUUACAUGUAAUUUCCAUUACACAAUAUAUAUGGCAAAGCGUUUUAUCUAUA